Messenger RNA from Chaetomium fimeti, 1668 nucleotides. Its product is annotated as ubiquitin carboxyl-terminal hydrolase-like protein. NCBI's taxonomy places the organism in Eukaryota, Fungi, Ascomycota, Sordariomycetes, Sordariales, Chaetomiaceae. The transcript is spliced from 5 exons. Gene Ontology annotation, molecular function: cysteine-type deubiquitinase activity. The coding region runs from base 1 to 1668 and encodes 555 amino acids. Gene Ontology annotation, biological process: protein deubiquitination. The record is from RefSeq and is a predicted model, not a curated record.
AUGUCGGCAAGGCCCGCGACACCGGCGUCGCCCAAAAACCACAAAGUCAGAGCACCCCAACCAGGGCAGCCCAUGUACGGUUGCGAACAUUUGCAGAGGCUCUUUAAUCAAGACCAAGCAACAACAAACACGUCGAUCCAACACUACAGGGCAAUUCUCCGUAGCAUCUUCGAUACGAACCCCCUGAUCCCGCAGACUGCCAAGGCCAUCGAUGGUCAGAUCGUGACCUCGCUCACUCCUACAUAUCUCUGCCUCCAAUGCCCCUCGACCCUCACGGAAGACGACCGGACAAAACAUGGCAACAAGAAGUCGCACAGGUUCUAUGUCGACUCCAGGAGCGGUGCUCUGUACUGCCAAAUGUGUGACGAUAUUGUCUGGGACCCUACGUUCGAGGAGCUCCGUUUGAAGAAGAUCGGCACAGGCACCUUCUCAAUGCGGAAACGCAAACAUGAGGAGCUGUUCGAAACGUCAGAUCCUGUUCGGGACAACCCGGCAUACAUCUCGACCAACACAACGACGGCCUCGUGCAAGUCGAACGGGCUGCGGGGCAUCUACAAUGCCGGUGCCACAUGCUACCAAAAUGUCGUCCUCCAGAGUUUUCUCCACAACCCGAUCCUCAGGAACUUUUACCUCAGCGACGGCCAUUCUAGCAGCACCUGCAACGUGGACUACUGCUUGAGCUGCGCCAUUGACGACAUGUUCCAAGAUUUUUACUCGCUCGAAAACACAAACGGGUAUACGGCAGCCAGCAUCCUGUCGGCGUUCUGGUACAACCAGAAGAAGGCCUUUGAGAUUCUGGUGGCAACCAAGGAGCAAGAUGCCCAUGAGUUCUUCCAGUUCCUGGCCGAGGAGCUGCACGAACGCAAUGGGGACGGCAAGAGGCCAGAGAUCGGCAGCGAACACAGCUGCAAUUGCAUCAUUCACCAAACCUUCUACGGCAAGUUGCAGAGCACAACAACCUGCCAAAACUGCAGCGGCGUGACGCACCAGGUGCAGAGCUUCCUGGAUCUCAGCCUACCGCUGGAGAACCUAUCACACAAGAAGGGCAAGAAGUCCGCGUCAAGAGGGUUGCUGACACUGCAGGAAUGUCUCGACGAGGAGUACAUCAAGUCGGACAAGUGUGAAUACCGCUGCCACAACUGCAGCUCGAUGCAGCAAGCCCGCCGGCAGACCAGCAUCAAGCGGUUACCUAAUGUCUUGUCGAUCCAGCUCAAGCGGUUCGAGUAUAAGCAGGGCCGCAACGAGCGGGCCGCAAAGAUCGACACGCCCGUGCAGUUCCCGCUCGAGCUCAACAUGCUACCGUACACCAACCGCGGCCGCUCCGGCGGCGGCCCGGAUGCCGGCAAGGAGAACUACGAGCUCGCCCGCUCCUGCACGUACGACCUGGUCAGCGUGGUCGUGCACGUCGGCGAGAUCGACACGGGCCACUACGUGUCGUACUGCCGGGUCGGCGACCAAGUGAGUACCCGCCCUACUGCCCCUGAUCCGCCGUCCUCCUCCAUCUCCCCUCCCGACCCCGAUGAUAUCCCCAUCUCUGUCGAACCAAGAGGCCAACAAAUGGGACAGUGGUUUGCCUUCAACGACCACCGCGUAGAGCUGGCGCAGAAGUCGGACGUACUCAACGCCAAGCCGUAUCUGCUCUUUUACGUCGUGCGGUCCUUGUCGUGA